Medioppia subpectinata is the source of this 485-nucleotide messenger RNA. Lineage: Eukaryota; Metazoa; Arthropoda; Arachnida; Sarcoptiformes; Oppiidae. The record is from the annotation of a GenBank genome assembly.
GAGGAUAACUCUACCCAUACAUUGACAGUAGUGUUGGCCACGGCUUUUGUAAUAUCGAUGAUGACGGGACUCGUCGCUAUGUUUUCUCCCUGUUUUGAGGGCCACUUUCUUUAUAAAUCUUUGUUGACGACAACUAAUAAAGACAACCAAACAGAAACUGCAUUCAACGCAACUAUAGUAUGUAUUUUAAACGUGAUGUCAAAUAAACGUGUGAUGACUGCCGGCGCUAUAUUUGCGACCACAAAGAGACUGAUGGCAGAGGAAAAUGGUUUUCACAAAAGGAUUUGGUUUCAGCCACGCGUUCAGACAUCUAAUAUCCCAUCUUUUAUAUAAUCGUAUAUUAAAAACUAAACUAUUUUUUAUUGAUUUUGGUUAUUCAAUAUUAUUAUGUUUUUACAAUAUUUACAAUCUUAAAAAUAUGAAAAAUAAAUAUUUUCUUUGGUAUUAUUAUUAAAUAUUGCAUUAAUUGUAUUAAUAACGCAUAC